Messenger RNA from Cyclocybe aegerita, 4032 nucleotides. NCBI's taxonomy places the organism in Eukaryota, Fungi, Basidiomycota, Agaricomycetes, Agaricales, Hemipholiotaceae. The record is from the annotation of a GenBank genome assembly.
AUGUCACGGCGAAGCUAUGAUAGUUUCGCUCACGAGAAACGCCUAUCCAAGUACCGGGUGUCGGACGAUGUCUUAUUUGACUAUGUUCUACGCGUCGCUGUACUGAGCUAUCUCAUGCUCCCAAAGGUCACGGAAUCUCCGAAAGUGCCAUCUUCUAUUGAGCGGGAACAUUCAUCUCGUCUGUCGGCCUUGUCCAAUUUCUCAAUCGGUGACAUGUUCCGGGACGUGAGAGAUGGGUCGAAAAGCGUCAAGUUCCCGGAGAAGAUGCUGAAAGUGCUGGAGCAGAAGUUGCAGGAUAUUGCUAUGGGAAAGAACCCUGCAUAUGCCGACCAACUCGUUCGACGAACGAUGGCCAAAUUCUAUGGGCAAUUCAUGGUCGAGAGCUUCAAACGGCAAAUGAAGGAGAACCGGAAAAUCGAGGAGCUCAUUCUCAUGUUCGCAACACACGCUACUUCUGUCCUUAAGAAGGAACCGACCCUUGCCGGCGAUGGAUGGAAACUCGAGCUCAACAAUCAGAUUGCGCAGUUCAUUAAACUCCUUCGUGAAUGUUUGAGGAAUGUUAACCACGUCUCACCGGAGCUGGUCUCGAGGUUGGAUACGUAUACUGCCAAAUUGGCACCGACACUAGCAUUAGCUCAGGGGAGAGGAGGGUCGGGGUACAGCCAUAGCGAUUCUGGAUACGACUCCGCGUCGACAAGAGAUUCCGUAUCUGUGCCGACACCUCAAAUCAGCGCGAAUAUAGCAGACAUGCACCUGGUUAAGGUGGUUGGAAUGCUAUUCAAGAUCCCAGAUCACGCUAUACAGAACGAGGUGGACCAAAUACGAGGAGGUGUAGUAUCAGAAAAGGCAGCUAUGGCAGACCUUAAAACAUGUCUCAAGAAUAUCAACGCCGGGGCACAUUUCCCAGGUAGACGCGAGGAUUUCGAGACUGAAGCAGCAUGGCAGCACUGGCGAACGCUGGAAACGACACACGUCCAGCAACUCAUGAUGGCCAUGGCUCAGCUCAACCCUGAGCUUGCGAAGUCGACUCCAUCAGACAUCCUUCCAUCCCUCCAAACUUCAAAUCUAGGCCGUCCAGGUUCUUUAUACUCACAACUCGAUUCUCCGUCAGGGACUGCCCGACAUGGCUCAAUUAGUUCUCGCAGGUCCUUCUUCGGCGUCAACGGUGAUCCUAGUGCGUACGAAGAGCCUCCGGAGGGCGACGACAACCUUCCAGUUGGUCAUCACUUCACCUUCAUCCCUCCCAAUCCGAAGAAAUUUUACAAACGCCUCGUCGAGCACUGUCUCAGGGCCGAUCUGGAAGUCAUGCUUUCGCCAGAAGUCGAUGACAACGAUGAAGUGUCGCUCGGUAUUCUAUCGCCUAACCACAUCGAGCUCAUCAACGAAUGCGCGCUGCGGUGGCGUAUAGGGCAUCCAUAUCGUGCUGCAUGUUUCCUGGAUUUGGUCAAGCAGUUCUAUGAGCGAAAUGACGUCCCCAUGGAGUGCGUACCAGAGGCCCUCGCAAGUGUCACCAAGGUCAUCCACGACACCGAGCUGGAAUUGUGGGCGGUACAAGACGUGGACUACCUUGCCAACGUCUACGCGGGGCUGUUCAAUAUAUUCCUCUCGUCACUAUAUCACUCGAUGGAUGCUCUACCGAACCUCAAGCCGUCCGAUAUCCAGCAGUACCUAUCAAUUCUCGACCACGUCCGGGACUCGGGCUUACUAGUUCGUUUUGACAUCGACGUCGAUGCCCGAAUGCACGAUGUUCAAGACAGGAUACGCCAAGUGGCUGCACAUUGGUUUGAAGCAACACUGCAGGAGAAACAAAGCGCUCCUGGAGUCAACAGGGCUUUACCACUCCUACUUAUGACUGACGAGAUUGAGAAGUCUGCCAAGGCCCUCGAUAAACGGUUCCCUCAACCUCUGCUUGGGAGGUUGGAUAUUGUAUCUCUGUUCCUUGAGGUGGCCAUACCUCGCUUGAUUGGCGAAUUACAAAACUCGCAAAAGCGUUUAUUCGAGUCUUCAAUGAAUGGUCCAACACCAGACGUGCCUAUUCAAGACAUCUUCGCUCUGUACAGGCGGUCAAGGAUGUUGCUCGGAAUGUAUCGUGCCUUCGUGCCAGACGGAACUUUCGACUUCCAGAUCACCAUCUUUUUUGAGCCCUAUGUCCGACAAUGGCUACUCAAUACGGAUAAUAAAACCCAACAAUGGGUUGAAGCUGCCAUCGCUGCAGACAAGUUUGAAUCAGAAGGAGCAGAGGGACACAGCACCUCUAUCGUGGACCUUUUCGACUCCUUGCGAAGCCCCAUUAACUUCUUGGAAGAACUGGAAUGGGAAGACGAGUAUCAAGAAGGCAGAUUCGCCACGAGCCUUUCCAAGACGAUAUCUAAAGCUGUCGAUCAAUAUUGCCGCAACAUUGAGGCUCUCUUCCUGACCGAAAUGUUCCCUCGCCCAACCGAUUACCUCCAGCCACAGAAGUCUUCUGCCUGGCUAGAGAAAGCUCGUCAACUCACCAUCACAGGCGAGAAACGCGUCGAACCAUUUAAUUUCCGCUCUGAGUCCUGCGUCAAGCUCAACAACGUCGAGGCCGCGCGCAAACUGCUCGAUAAUAUGUAUAAUCAGAUGCAAGUUGAUAAGGUCGCCGACACCUUGAGCAGACUGGCUCCGCCAGUACCGGAAAAGCAGGAACGCGACAGGUUCUUGUUUUCUGUAAAGAUCCUCACUGCUGAGAGCCUCGUGCCUCUGGACAGCUCGCCAAACUCGAAGCUAGAUACUUUCGUGACGCUUAGUGAUGAGGCUGGUACGAGGUUAGCGAAAACGAGGACAAUUUAUGAAACUCUGAAUCCUCGGUGGGAUGAGACCUUCGACCUGUCGGUGGAGAAGCCGCUAUGGUUGAUGGUCUCUGUACGGGAUCGGGCGCUAGUAGGAAAGCAUGAUAUCGUCGGACGGGCCUAUCUGUGUUUAGAUCCAAGACGAUUCAGCGAUUGUCUAGCGCAUGAGCUGGCGAUGGAUCUUGACACACAAGGCCGGAUAAUCGUGCGAGUGAGCAUGGAGGGUGAGAAGGAUGAUAUCCGAUUCCACUUUGGAAGAGCGUUCAGGAGCUUGAAGAGGGCGGAGGGUGACAUGUUAAGAAUCUUCAUCGACAAGAUGUCUCCUUUCAUCCAACAAUGCCUCUCAAGAAAUGUCGUGAAAACCCUCAUGAAGUCGCGAGAUCAAGGGCUGGACUACAACAAGGCACUCGGCAACGUCACCGCUUUGUAUCGGUCAGCUCUGGGAUCAUCAUCCUCAGAACCUCAAAUUCCUUUGCCAGCGACCGAGAAACCGCGGGUGCGUCCUGAAGAGCUGACGGAUGUGGAGAUCGAGCAAGCCAUUGUACCGCUAUUCGACUACUUCGACGCGAAUCUGCAGACGCUGAAUACCUACCUGAGCGACACGGCGAAGGAGAUGGUGAUGACGCGGUUGUGGAAGGAAAUCCUGUCUGUGCUUGAGGGCCUGUUGAUCCCCCCACUGAGUGACAUCUCGAGCGAUAUGAAGCCUUUGAGCGAUAAGGAGGUUGACAUCGUCUUUAAGUGGUUGAAGUUCCUCAAAGAUUACUUCUACGCUAGUGGGGAAGGCCCGGUACCACUGGAGGUGCUGCAGAACCAGAAGUAUAGAGAUGUGCUUUCUAUACGUCUUUAUUACGACUGGCAUACCGACGCUCUUAUGGAGGAGUGUGUUCGGAUGAUGCAACAAAGUCUCCAAUCCGCCCCAUCAAUAAAGAAACGUACGAAGAGUGUUUACCAACAACGCAACCUCGGUACGAUCAAGGAGCGCAAAAAGGAGAAGCGGCAGGAGACAGAGUCGACGAGCGAGCAGACCAUCAUGCGGAUACUGAGGAUGAGGCCAAGAACGCAGGAAUUCAUUGCCCAACAACUACAGAUCAUGCAGGCUAUGCAGGCUGAGCAGGAGAAACGAGCGAAGGAGGCAGAGGAGAGGAAGAUGAAGCGACAACAGCACGCACGAGAGCAGAUCCCUUCUGUGCCGCCCCUGCCACCACUGCCCGGUCAGUGA